Pieris rapae (cabbage white) is the source of this 765-nucleotide messenger RNA. Its product is annotated as glycine-rich cell wall structural protein-like. The coding region runs from base 25 to 690 and encodes 221 amino acids. The transcript is spliced from 6 exons. The record is from RefSeq and is a predicted model, not a curated record. Lineage: Eukaryota; Metazoa; Arthropoda; Insecta; Lepidoptera; Pieridae.
GGCUGUAUUCUCACAGUUUUAGAUAUGCCGAAGUUUGUUGUUGCUUGUGUUGCCUUCGGGUUCUUUGUUUGCGUGCACUCUGCACCAGGGGGCUACGGCGGCGGUGGUAAAAGCUAUGGCGGCGGCGGCGGCGGCGGGUUUGGCGGAGGCGGCGGUUUUGGCGGUGGCGGCGGUUUUGGCAGUGGUGGCGGCGGAGGCGGAGGUGGUGGCGGCGGAUUCGGAGGUGGAUCAGGAGGUGGUCACGGAGGGGGCCUUGGUGGAGGAAGCGGCGGUAGCUUAGGAGGUGGUCAUGGAGGAAGUCUUGGUGGAGGAAAUGGCGGUGGCUUAGGAGGUGGUCAUGGAGAUGGAUUAGGAGGCGGAAUUGGCGGUGGCCAUGGUGGUGGUCUUGGAGGCGGAAGCGGAGGUGGUCUUGGAGGUGGUCACGGUGGCAGCCUUGGGGGUGGAAAUGGCGGUGGUCUCGGUGGGGGCGUUGGGGGUGGAAGCGGCGGUGGUCACGGUGGCGGCCUUGGGGGCGGAAAUGGAGGUGGACUUGGAGGUGGAAUCGGUGGCGGCCACGGAGGUGGUGGUGGGUUUGGCGGUGGCCUAGGUGGUGGACAUGGCGGAAGCGGUGGACAUGGCGGUUACGGCGGACAUGGCGGACACGGCGCUCACGCAAGCGCAAAAGCACACGCUGGUGGAUACGGGCGCUAGAACAACACGAAUAUGGCGGUACCAAAGUGCAAUAAAACAAUUCAAAAUGUGAUAUUUAGAUAUAAUAUCGCCAUU